GUGUGUGCGGGGGGUCCGGGUAUCUGGGCUGGUCCAGCGGCUGCUGCGCUCAUAUGACUCCAGGAUUCGGGAGCCGCAGGGUCUGCCCCAGAGAGAGCCCGGGGUGCAGGCCCCAUAGAUCCCCUAUAGGGACCCCCAUAGAAGGACGCAGACUGGGGGAGAGAGAGACACCCCCUUAUUACCCCCUCCCUUAUACCACCUUCCCCUAUAGAUCCCCUCCCUUACAGACCCCCUUCCCCAUAGGUAUCCCUUGCCCUAUAGACACCCCCUUCCCCUCCAGAGAUCCCCUAUAGACACCUCCUUUCCCCAUAGAGAUCCCCCCCCCCGACACCAUAAUCCUAGAGAAAGAGCCCUUAUAGAAGAAGGACCCUAUCGAGAGAACUCCCUUGUUUGGAAAGACCUUCACUCACAGACGAGACUCGCCCUAAGAGAUGCCCCUGUAGAGAGCCUUCCCCUAUAAAAGCAUCCUAUAGGGGAGCUUUCCCUACAAUAGGGGAUCCCCUGUCUAGCGAGAAAGACCCCUCCUCCCCCUGUAAAAAAGAGAGACCCCCUUCCGGGAGGACCCCAUCCAGAAGAGACAUCCCUGUAAACAGACACCUCUCCUGCCCAGAGAGAGCAGCCCCCAUAGGAUUGAUAGACCCCCCCAUUUGCCCCCAUAGGCACAGCCCCCUACAGCGUCUCCAGGAUGAAUUACCUGCGGAGACGCCUCUCGGACAGUAACUUCAUGGCCAACCUGCCCAAUGGCUACAUGACGGAUCUGCAACGGCCUCAGCCCCCUCCGGUGCCCCCCGGCGCCCCCUCGCCUGUCCCCUCCCCGGGCAGCAUCUCCCCGGCCGAGCGCCCCCCGGCUGCCCCCAGUCCUGGGCCCGGCGGGGGGGGAGGCGGGUUCUUCUCAUCCCUGUCCAACGCCGUGAAGCAGACGACAGCGGCCGCAGCAGCCAGCUUCAGCGAGCAGGUCGGGGGCAGCAGCACGGGGGGUGGGGGGCGCAGCCGGACGCUGCUGGUCAUCGACGAGCCAGGCACCGACUGGGCCAAAUUAUUCAAGGGCAAGAAGCUCCAUGGUGAUGUCGAGGUGCGGGUGGAGCAGGCCGAGUUCUCAGAGAUGAAUCUGGUGGCUCAGGCCAAUGGGGCCUUUUCGGUGGAUCUUGAGGUUCUGCGCAAUGGGGUCAAGGUGGUGAGGACGGUGCACCCCGACUUCGUGCUGGUGCGGCAGCAUGCCUACAGCAUGGCCCCGGGGGGCGACCACCGGGGGCUGGUCAUUGGGCUGCAGUACGCCGGGGUGCCCAGCGUCAACUCCCUGCACUCCAUCUACAACUUCUGCGACAAGCCCUGGGUGUUUGCCCAGUUGGUACGGCUGCGCAGGAAGUUGGGGGCUGAGGAAUUCCCCCUCAUCGAGCAAACCUUCUACCCCAAUUACCGGGAGAUGCUGACGACCCCCAGGUACCCUGUGGUGGUGAAGAUGGGCCAUGCCCACUCUGGGAUGGGCAAGGUGAGGGUGGAGAACCAGUACGACUUCCAGGACAUUGCCAGCGUGGUGGCGCUGGCCCGGACGUACGCCACGGCCGAGCCCUUCGUCGACGCCAAGUACGACCUGCGGGUGCAGAAAAUCGGCACCAGCUACAAGGCUUAUAUGAGAACCUCGGUCUCGGGGAAUUGGAAAACGAACACGGGCUCGGCCAUGCUGGAGCAAAUCGCCAUGUCUGACAGGUACCGGCUGUGGGUCGACACCUGCUCAGAGAUUUUCGGGGGGCUGGACAUCUGCGCAGUGGAAGCCCUGCAUGGCAAGGACGGGCGCGACCACAUCAUUGAGGUCGUCGGCUCCUCCAUGCCCCUGAUCGGGGACCAGCAGGACGAAGACAAAGAGCAGAUUGUGCAGCUGGUCCUGGGGCGCAUGGCGCAGGCCCUUCCCCGAACCCCCACCCCCUCCCCGGUGCGGGGAGGCCCGGCCCAGGCGCAGGGGGCCCCGGCUGGGCAGAGACCAGGACCCACGGCGCAGCAACGGCCCCCCCCGCAGGGGGGACCACAGCCACCGGCCCCACACCCCCAGCGCCCCCCGUCUCAGCAGCGCCCCCCCCCACAGGGGCAGCAGCUCUCCGGCCUGGCCCCCCAGCCAGGCGGCCCCCCCCCUGCACAGCGCCUGCCCAGCCCCACCGCCCCCCAGCAACGCCCCAUGGGCCCCCCCCAGCAGCGCCAGCUGGGCCCCGGCAUCCCACAAGGCUCCCGAGCCCCCCAACCCGGUGGGGGAGUCCCCCCAACCCCCCAGCCCCAGCGGGGACCCAGCCCCGGGGCUGGGGGUCAGUCCCCCCAGUCGCAGCCGAAGUCCGGGGGGGCCCCUCCCCAGCCUCAGCAGCCUCCCCAGCAGCGCCCCCCAGGGGCCCAGCAGCGAGCGCCACCCCGGCAGAGCAGCCAGGGGGCGCCCUCCGGCCAGCGGGUCCCCCCCCAGCCCCGCCCAGCGCCCCCCACCACCCAGCAGCCACGGCCCAGCGCCCAGGGGGGCAGCCGGCCCCCUCCAGCACAUGGGAAACCCCAAGUGGCUCAGAAACCCACCCCGGAGCUGCCGGUGCCCCAGCCCAGAUGAAAGCCGGCACGGGGCAGCGCUAGCCCAGAGGACGCCCGGGCUGAGUCCAUUCGCUCGCUGCGCCAGAGCUUCGCCAGCCUCUUCUCCGAGUGACCCCCGGACCCCCCAAACCUCCUCAGAGACCCCCCAGAUCUUUGCCAGCCUCUUCUCCGAGUGACCCCCAGCUCCCCCGAGACCUCCUUGGACCCCCCGAGACCUCCCUGGACCUCCUGAGACCCUCCGAGACCUCCUCAGAGACCCCCCAGAGCUUUGCGAGCCUCUUUUCCGAGUGACCCCUGGACCCCAAGACCCCCCCGGACCUCCCGAGACCACUCUGGACCCCCUGAGACCCCCGGGCCCCCCUGGAGCCCCCGAGACCUCCUCAGAGACCCCCCAGAGCUUCGUCAGCCCCAUCUCCGAGUGACCCCCCUCGGGACCCCCUGAGGUUUGCCAGCCCCUUCUCUGAGUGACCCCCCCGGAGCUUCGCCAGCCUCUUCUCCGAGUGACCCUCCGGAGACCUCUCCAGACCCCCAGACACCCCCCAGAGCUUCACCAGCCUCUUCUCUGAGUGAUCCCCCCUGCUGCCCCUGGUUCUCCCCUACUUCCCUCGGUGCUCCCCGAGACUCUCCCCUGCUGCCCUAGCCCCUAGAGACCACCCCACUGUCCCCGGUACCCCCUGCUGCUUUUCAGAGACCUCCCUUUUCCCCCAGAGACCCUCCUGUUGUCCCAGCCCCCCAGAAUCCUCCUCCACCCCUGGUUCCCCACACUUCCCCUGGCCCCCCAGAGACCCCUCUGCUGCCCCUGGGUCUCUCCCACUGCUCCUGCCCUGCUGUCCCUGGGAGCCCCCGAGAUCCCCCCCAAGUGAUGCCAUGGCCCCUCUCUGACACCCCCAACGGCCCCAUUGAUCCUCCUGGGGACCCCAAUGACUCCCCCUCACUGCACCGUCCAUCCCCCCGACGGGGACCCAAAGGAGCAGAAGACCCAGCACCUGCCGCUGCCUGGAGCCGGAACUGCUGCACUCAGCCGCCCCCCGGACACCGGGAUCCCCAAUGCGCCCUGUGCUGGUGGGGGGGGACAGGGGCGGGACAUGGACGUAUGUGUUUGUGCUACUGACAGGUUGGUGUGGCUGUGUGUAAAAGUAACAGCUCCCACCCCCAAAUGCACCCUAGCCGCCCCAUAACACCUCCACAUCCCUGCCCCCAGCAACACCCCCCCAUGGUGCCUCCCACAAGCCCCCCACCGCCGAAUCCACCCCUAAUACCCGCACAUCCCUGCCCCCCCAUGCUGACUCAUGCAAGCCCACAACCCCCCAACUGCACUCUAGCCCCCCACAUCCCUGCCCCUCAGCAACACCCCCCCAGGCUGCCUCCCACAAGCCUCCCACCCCCAAAUCCACCCUAGCCCCCCAUAUUAUGCCCACAUUCCUGCCCCCCCAGCAACACCCCAUACCCCUCCUCUGAUACCCCCCUACGUAGCACCCCACCAGCCCAUCUCCCUUUCCCCAAUUGCCCCCACAACGCCCUCCUGCCCCAUCAGCUCCCCCUGUACAGAUCUCAGAGUCUUGCCCCCUCUAUAUUUUUGAGCACCCCCCCAGCGCAGUGUCGUGAUGCCCCCCCAGCACGUGAUGUUUGCGUGUCGUUUCCGUGUCGUGCCAUGACGCUUUGACCCCCUGCCCCAAAUUGGGCCCGGGGGGGGUGCAGGAGGGAGCCCAGGAUCGGGCCCCUCCCCCUGCUGGCCCAGCUGCUGCCCUCCCCCCCAGUUCCCACUGUGAAGGGGAUGGGGUGGGGCAGGGCAGUCGAGCACUAAUUGCUCCCCUUCCCCCGGUUAGUGAUACUUGUGACACUGUUGUGGGUCCCCGUCAUCUGUGAUGUCAAAGAAACGCGGCGCGAGGCCGAGAAACCAGAGACUGAUAUAUUAAAUUCGAGAUUUAACA
This is a messenger RNA of Dermochelys coriacea (leatherback sea turtle), 4490 nucleotides long. RefSeq names its product synapsin I (gene SYN1). Gene Ontology annotation, biological process: neurotransmitter secretion. NCBI's taxonomy places the organism in Eukaryota, Metazoa, Chordata, Testudines, Dermochelyidae. Gene Ontology annotation, molecular function: ATP binding. The record is from RefSeq and is a predicted model, not a curated record. Gene Ontology annotation, cellular component: synaptic vesicle membrane; synaptic vesicle.